GUGACCAAGACAGCAAGUCUUUGUGAGGCUGUUGCACAUUUUCGCAUUUACCGACAGAGUAAUGCAUCUCGAGAUUGUCCUAUCUCUGCAUCGCGGAUGACAUGMCAGGAAGUAACAGGGAAGUUCAGCUCGGCACAGGUUCCCAGGCGAAGCGGAGAGCUUGUCGUCUCUGUAGUUCCUGAACAGGUUGUUGAGAGGAAAACGGAGUCAAAGGCUUCGCAAGAUGCUCCGAGCUAGUGGUGUUUUCAAGUUAGUAGCGCUAAUCUUAAUGUUUCUCCUGGCUGUCUUCUUGGCUUUUCAACUUCUGGAGAUAAAUAUGGAGUUUAAACUUGGCAACGUGAUAUCAAAAUCUGCACCURUGAAUGCAGCACCAACAAAAGCGGCCGCACAUAAAUGUGGGCUGUCCAAGGCUUGUCCUCCUGGGCAUUUUGCCUUCAAGAUGACGAGCGGCGCCGCCAGCGUGGUCGGACCCAGAAUCUGUCUGGAGGAUAAAUUGAAAAACAGGGGAAGUUAUCAAGACGGCUUAUUUUGACAUGUGGGCAGGAGAUGUGGCUCCUUUUAUUACAUUCCUGAAAGAAGUCGAAGAGGGGACAAUUAUAAUGAUGGCGUCGUUUGACGACGCUGCUACAAAGCUCAACGAAGAAGCCAAGAAGCUGAUUGCUGAUAUGGGCAGCACGGCCGUGAACAGUUUGGGCUUCCGGGAUAACUGGGUCUUUGUAGGAGGGAAAGGCAUCAAAACGAAGAGUCCAUUUGAGCAGCACAUAAAGAACAGCGCGGACACCAACAAAUACGAGGGCUGGCCCGAAGUCCUGGAGAUGGAAGGCUGCGUACCCCAGAGGCAGAACUGAUCUCGGCCCGGAYCCAGUCUCUCCAGUUCACCCUGUCUUUCCUGACAUCUGUGUUCUCGUUGGAAUUUUUAAUGGUUACAGUUCUUUAGACUGAGAUCCUCUCACCUGACAGCAUUUCAGAUUUGACAUUUUUAGAAAAAAAAAAGAAAACACAAAGAAAACAAUAAAUCAAACUGCAGGGACACAUAAGCUUGGACCAGUUGCACUUGUGUUUGGACAGAGCUACACUGGUGCUGGAGGUACAGCAGAGUGCUCCGAGUGGAAGAUUUAACUAUAGCUUCCUUAUUUUUAAAACCCAAAGACCUCAUUUUGGCAUYAUUUUUGAUAAAAAUGAAUGCCGCUGCCCACUUAUUAUUUUUUUAAGGGCUUAACUUUUUUUUGUACCKUGCCUUAAAUCCACUUUUUGUACCUGUUUAACCAAGCCUGUUGUUAUAUUUAGUUCUUUUCAGAAACUGCAAGCAACAAACUUUGAGAUGCUUUUUCUCCUGUUAACCAAAUGUAUCGAUUUGACUGUGAACUUUGUAAAUAUUUCCUUAGAGGGGGUCAGAUUCAAAGAAAUUUAACUUAAUGAAUAUUGUAAUUAAAAUAAUAUAAUUUCUUUAAAUAAACAAUAUUGUUGCUGUA
Austrofundulus limnaeus is the source of this 1472-nucleotide messenger RNA. RefSeq names its product FAM3 metabolism regulating signaling molecule C (gene fam3c). The record is from RefSeq and is a predicted model, not a curated record. Lineage: Eukaryota; Metazoa; Chordata; Actinopteri; Cyprinodontiformes; Rivulidae.